CACAAAAUAUUCUAUGGCCCCAUCUUUGCCCAUUUAUUCCACAUCUAUAUGCAACUCUUCAACACAAUCUUCCUCCCAUUCCUUCAAAACAGAGAGAUUCAUACCCUCACACCAAACAAAACAGGGGAAGAAGCUAAACAGAGUAAAUUUUCCAAUAGAAGAAGAAGCAAUUAGCAAAGCCAAUUCAUAAGCCAUGGUUUUGAUUUCUCAAUCCCAAACAGAGUUACCCUUAAACGAGAAUGAUUCACAGGAUAUGGUCAUAUACCAAGUUCUCAAUGAAGCCAGUGCUCUGAGCAACACUUUUCAGAAUCAGAGGCAGCAGCACCAAGGCUUAGAAGCCACAAGGAGCAUCGCCAAGAAGCAUUACAGAGGGGUGCGCCGCCGCCCCUGGGGGAAGUAUGCGGCGGAGAUUCGUGACUCGGCACGCCAUGGAGCGAGGGUGUGGCUUGGCACGUUCCAAACUGCUGAAGAAGCUGCCAUGGCUUAUGACAGAGCAGCUUUCAGGAUGAGAGGUUCCAAGGCGUUGCUCAAUUUUCCAGCUGAAGUUGUUGCUGCUGCUGCUGCUGCUGCAUCUUCCACGAAGAUGGAGUUGAAGAAAUUGAAUAGCAAUCAUGAUUCUGAAUCAAGUGCUAGCAGCUCAUGCAUUUCCAAUUCCAAUUCAAAUUCCAAUUCCAAUUGGGUGAAUAGUACUCAGUUUGAAAGCACGAGUAGCACUGGAAGCUAAGCUUAUUGGAGAAAAAUGAAAAUAGCUUCUUCUUCUGAAGAAGAUUUUUUUUUCUGAAAUGGGUUGGUUUGGUUUAUUUGUAUCUGUCUACGAAACAGGGGAAGAUAAAUUGAAUUUGAAUGUGAUUCAUACUAAGAUUAGUUCAUAAAUAUGUUAAAAAGUUCACUGUA
Messenger RNA from Lotus japonicus, 894 nucleotides. RefSeq names its product pathogenesis-related genes transcriptional activator PTI5-like. NCBI's taxonomy places the organism in Eukaryota, Viridiplantae, Streptophyta, Magnoliopsida, Fabales, Fabaceae. The transcript has a single exon. The record is from RefSeq and is a predicted model, not a curated record. Gene Ontology annotation, molecular function: DNA binding; DNA-binding transcription factor activity. Gene Ontology annotation, biological process: regulation of DNA-templated transcription; ethylene-activated signaling pathway. The coding region runs from base 194 to 724 and encodes 176 amino acids.